CUCAAAUAGAGUGAACUGAGUGUUCGAGAGAAAGAUUACGGUUAUUCGCAUGUUUUGCUGGUGCUCCUCAAUACGAUCAUUCUGCACCAUACCCAUCCGUGUUUCGAGUGCCAUUUUUUGACGACGUCAUUGCGCAGAGAAUGUUCGAUAGAGGCCACGGCCAGCGAAAGCCUGUUUUGCCCAAGCUGUUGUAAUAGCGUUCGAUGUCCAGUUCGUUUGUUAGAUCUGAAGUGAAGGCCUUCUAUCUUUUUCUCGAAUCCAGUCAACUUUACGUGAGUCAUCAUGGAUGCGGAAAAGUCAAGCAGCAGUUCCUUCGAAGACCUUUCGAACCUAAACGAACAGGAACGGGCAGAGCUGGCUUCCUCGGUGGUGUCCGCACCUGCACAAAGCAAAGAACCCGGCACAGGGCACGCGGCAACCGACCAAGAACGAAAGCUUGAGAGUGAAGCGAACCCGGCUGCGGAAGAAAACGAACCCGAAUCGGAAUGCAUGGACAUACUGGGCAAUGGAACGCUGCUGAAGAAGGUGCUGCAAAAGGGACACUCGGAGCUGAGGCCCGACAGUAAAGACCUGGUAACGAUCAACUAUACCGGGCGGCUAGACGAUGGAACGGUGGUGGAGGAGCAAACUAAUCUUGUUGUGCAAAUCGACGACGUAGAGGUGGUGCAAGGGUUAGAUAUGGCGCUGAAGCUAAUGAACGAGGGAGAAGUGGCGGAAGUGAUUGUAAAUCCUCGCUUCGCGUACGGCGAGCUCGGAUUGAAAGACCCUACCGAGCUGGAUCCGGUGAUACGGACAGUUCCGCCAAAUGCAACCAUUACCUACACGGUGACGCUCGUGUCGAUGCGAGAAGAAAGCGACAUCGAAGCGCGAACGUACACGUCCCGAAAGGAGAUCGGUAACAAGAAGCGAUUACGCGGUAACUACUGGAUGAAGCGGCAGGAGUACAAUCUGGCAAUACAGAGCUACCGGCGAGCGUUGGAGUAUCUGGACGAUACGGUCAGUGCCGGCGGUAUGAUGGAAUCGGGCGCAGGCUCGGUUGAGUUGUCCACCGCAGAGCUGCAGGAUUUGCUGGAAGAUCGUAUGAAAGUGUACAAUAACCUCGCGUUGGCUCAGCUUAAAAUCUCGGCCCACGAAGCUGCCCUCAAGUCGGUGGAUCAUGUGCUAAAAUGCCAGCCAAACAAUGCGAAGGCUUUGUUUCGCAAGGGCAAGAUUUUGGAUGCAAAAGGAGACACUGCUGGUGCGAUAACGUUGCUGCAAAAAGCAGCAACGAUCGAUGUUGACGAUAAGCUAAUACAGUCGGAAUUAUCCAAAUUGAUCCUAAAGUCGAAGCGCGAAGCACGCAAUGAGCGGGACCUGUACCAGAAGAUGUUGGGCCAGGCGCAGAAGCUAGAGCAAAAGACAAAAGCUGCACCAACCGUGCAAAGCAAUGAAUCGUCCAAGAUCAUGAUGUGGGGUUACCUCGUGGGCACCAUCCUGAUCGGUGUGGUCGGUGUCGCGAUCUUCCGGUACAAUAAUCCCUAGACACGACUCGCUAACGCUAACGUGCCCCGACGCCUAUACAGCUACUAUUUUAUCCAGAAGCUACAGAUGCGCAUUAUAGAGUUACUGUAAGAGUAAGGUGCAACCGCGACACUACAUCCGGGACCUGCGUCAUCGAUGGAAGGGCAAACGUGCGCUAGCUUGAUUUUCUAACCUAGCAAUCGGUAGCGUACGAGACGGCUCACUUCCCGAACAAACGUGUUGAAAUAUGGGACAAAAUUGGGGGAGCGUGUUAGGGAAGGGUGUCGGUUCCCCGGGGUUGGAGCAGCAUUUAAAUGGCGCACAUUAACCUAAAACAUUGCUGGGUAUUAGGAGCUUUUUUUUGGGUUACUGGAAGAAGGAUAUGACCGUGAAGCUGUUUGUUAUUGGGACCGAUCAGCAGAAAGCAGACGAUUUACUAAACUAAAGCUAAUCAACACAGCUGGUUUCGGUGCGAAGAAAAUGCGAACAAAAAUGCUUACACACACACACACACACACACACACACACACACACACUAGUUGACGAUUUUUAAGCCAGCCUCCUUGGGCUAACCUUGUCCGUCUUCAAUGCCCCCUCCUUUUUUUAAACACACACGGACACGCAGCGAUCGUGCAGAUUUAGGGCAAAAUUCUUCCAAUCUUCGUACCUCUUCCCGAGGAAGUAUGAAACGCGAAUAACAUAAAACCUACGACACACACACACACACAUCAUUCCACAGUUUGUAUCCUGCAUUUAUGGAACACGACGCGGAACGGUGGCGGGAGGGAAGGGUGGUGUUUUUUUUCUACGUAAAAUUAGCAACGAUUUUCCGGUAGCAUACAUACCUUACGUACAUAUACAUAUAUAUACUCCCCUUCAGCGAGACGUGUAGAGGGUCUUACACGAGCGGUAAGAGCGGUUUUUUUUUGUCUGCAAAGUUUUGUUAGUGUUUUCUUUAGUUUGUUUCCAUGAAAGUAAAUUAUGCAAAAAAAAAAAAAAACAAAAUCAAC
This is a messenger RNA of Anopheles stephensi (Asian malaria mosquito), 2510 nucleotides long. Its product is annotated as peptidyl-prolyl cis-trans isomerase FKBP8. The transcript is spliced from 7 exons. Bases 283 to 1521 code for a protein of 412 amino acids. Gene Ontology annotation, molecular function: peptidyl-prolyl cis-trans isomerase activity; protein binding. The record is from RefSeq and is a predicted model, not a curated record. NCBI's taxonomy places the organism in Eukaryota, Metazoa, Arthropoda, Insecta, Diptera, Culicidae.